GGAUAAUACGGAGUUAUAGUUCGUAUUUUAAGCAUGAUCUUAUCCAGCACAGAUAUCUCCUUAAUCUAAUCCAAAAUUUAACGUUUUUUGUUGGCAUUAAAAUCUUCAACCAGCCACUCACUCAUAAGGAUUUUCUCAAAAUCUUGACGAUUGAUGACAAUGGAGGCCCCAACACUCCCCCGUGAUGCUCUGUUUCUGGGCUUUGAUAGUUCAACUCAGUCAAUGAAAGUGAGUGUGCUAGAUGCCAAUCUAAACAUUGUAGCAACAGAGAUGGUUAAUUUUGACUCUGAAUUGCCACAUUACAAAACCAAAGAUGGGGUUUAUCGGGACCACACGAUCAGUGGGAGAAUAGUUUCACCCACAUUAAUGUGGGUGGAAGCUUUGGAACUUGUCCUCUGCAGACUUGAGGAGUCCAAGUUUGAUUUUGGGAAGGUCGCUGCUGUUUCGGGCAGUGGGCAGCAACACGGUAGUGUGUAUUGGAAGAAAGGGAGCGGUGGAGUAUUGUCAUCAUUGGAUCCCAAGAAGCCACUGGUUGAGCAGCUGAGUGAAGCUUUUUCUACCAAAGAGUCUCCCAUAUGGAUGGAUAGUAGCACGACAAAGCAGUGCAAGGAAAUCGAGAAAGCGGUUGGAGGUCCUAUGGAGUUGUCUAGAAUAACCGGUUCUCGUGCGUACGAGAGGUUCACUGGCCCACAAAUAAGGAGGGUAUUUCAGGAACACCCUGAUGUCUAUAAGAACACCGAAAGAAUCUCACUUGUUAGCUCUUUCAUGGCGUCCCUGUUUAUUGGGGGUUAUGCUUCCAUAGAUCACACUGAUGGGGCUGGGAUGAAUUUGAUGGAUAUUAAGCAGAGGGCUUGGUCAAAGCCAGUUCUUGAGGCUACGGCACCGGAUUUGGAAGAAAAGUUGGGGAAGUUAGCCCCUGCAUAUGCUGUUGCAGGUUACAUUGCUCCUUAUUUUGUGGAGAGGUAUCACUUUAGCAAGGACUGUUUGGUUAUUAAUUGGUCUGGAGAUAAUCCAAACAGCCUCGCAGGUUUGACUCUUAACACUCCUGGUGAUCUGGCAAUUAGCCUCGGCACGAGUGACACGGUAUUUGGAAUCACCAGUGAUCACAAGCCCAGCUUAGAAGGGCAUGUCUUUCCUAAUCCCGUGGAUACACAAGGUUACAUGGUAAUGUUGUGCUACAAGAAUGGUUCACUCACUCGCGAAGAUAUACGUAAUAGGUGUGCACAAAAAUCUUGGGACGUCUUCAAUAAACAUCUAGAGCAAACACCUCCUCUGAACGGUGGCAAGUUAGGCUUUUAUUAUAAAGAGCAUGAGAUACUUCCUCCUCUUCCAGUUGGAUAUCACCGCUACGUUUUGGAUAAUUUCACGGGAGAUACACUUGAUGGUGUGGAAGAACGUGAAGUGCAAGAGUUUGAUCCUGCUUCUGAGGUUCGCGCCGUAAUUGAGGGGCAAUUGCUUUCUAUAAGAGCUCAUGCUGAGAGAUUCGGCCUCCCUUCUCCUCCCAAGCGAAUGAUCGCCACUGGUGGAGCUUCUGCCAAUGCUGCCAUUUUAAGCAUGGUGGCAUCCAUUUUUGGGUGUGACGUUUAUACGGUGCAAAGGCCAGACUCGGCCUCACUAGGGGGCGCUUUAAGGGCUGCUCAUGCUUGGCUGUGCCAAAAGAAGGGAAGCUUUGUGCCCAUUGCGAGCAUGUACGCGGGGAAGAUGGAGAAGACUUCACUCAGCUGUAAACUCGCAGUGAAAGCAAGGGAUGAUGAUACACUUGGUGCUAAGUAUGGUUUGCUGAUGAAGAAGAGAGUUGAAAUAGAGAAUGGGCUUGUUGAAAAACUUGGGCGCUUGUGAGCUUUCUUUCUAGCUUUGCUUUUAUAGCUUGCCUUGCAGGAACCAUUUUCAUGAACAAUAAGUUACUGAUGAGGUAGACCAUUUGUUCACACUGAAUUUUCCAUGUUUAGUCCAAUAAAUUCAAGCAUUUUUUAUGUAUAGUUCUAAUGAAAAUCUAAAUUUUGUUUUCAACAAUUUGAUAUAUGACGACCUUUGAAAUUUACAAAAAUUACGUGUUGUACACACUGCUUUAUUUAGU
This is a messenger RNA of Cuscuta campestris, 2077 nucleotides long. NCBI's taxonomy places the organism in Eukaryota, Viridiplantae, Streptophyta, Magnoliopsida, Solanales, Convolvulaceae. The record is from the annotation of a GenBank genome assembly.